This is a messenger RNA of Salvia hispanica, 1242 nucleotides long. RefSeq names its product peroxidase 16-like. Gene Ontology annotation, biological process: hydrogen peroxide catabolic process; response to oxidative stress. The record is from RefSeq and is a predicted model, not a curated record. Gene Ontology annotation, molecular function: heme binding; peroxidase activity. Lineage: Eukaryota; Viridiplantae; Streptophyta; Magnoliopsida; Lamiales; Lamiaceae.
UAAGUGUAAAAAAGUCACAACAAAGAUUUUCAUUCUUGGAAUGUGUCAGUUAUAAAUAGGCCUCUCCAUCUCACACCACAAUCACCAAAGUGUAAAAAAAACAAUAUGGAGAAUCAAAAAGCAUUAGUGUUGCUUACUCUUACCCUUGCCAUCCUAACCACCUCUGCCAAUGCUCAACUGAGAACUGACUUCUACAGAAGCACAUGCCCCAACGUUGAGUCCCUCGUCCGCGGAGCCGUGCAGGCCAAGUUCCGGCAGACUUUCGUGACUGCUCCGGCCACCCUCCGGCUUUUUUUCCACGAUUGCUUUGUCAGGGGAUGCGACGCUUCCAUUAUGAUCGCGUCGCCUAACGGGCAGGCGGAGAAGGACCAUCCCGACAACCUUUCACUUGCCGGAGAUGGCUUCGAUACUGUUGUUAAGGCCAAGGCAGCCGUGGACAGCAACCCUCAGUGCCGGAACAGAGUUUCAUGUGCUGAUAUAUUAGCAUUGGCUACAAGAGAUGUUGUCAACUUGGCUGGAGGUCCAAACUACCCAGUGGAAUUAGGAAGAAGAGAUGGUAGAAUUUCUACCAUGGCCAGCGUACAACGCCGUCUACCCGGUCCGGGCUUCAACCUAGACCAGCUCCGGACCAUGUUUGCCGAGCACGGUCUGGACACAACCGAUCUCGUGGCAUUAUCAGGGGCCCACACGAUUGGGUUCUCUCACUGCAGCCGUUUCUCGAGCCGGGUGCGGGGGCGGGGGGACCCGACGCUGAAUCCGCAGUACGCGGCACAGCUGAGGCAGAUGUGCCCGGUCAACGUGGACCCGCGCAUCGCGAUCAACAUGGACCCGGCGUCGCCCAACACGUUCGACAACGCCUACUUCAGAAACCUGCAGGGAGGGAGGGGGCUCUUCACCUCCGAUCAGGUGCUCUUCACCGACGGCAGGUCCAGGAACACCGUGAACCAGUUCGCCAACAGCAACACCGCCUUCAGCCAGGCCUUCGCCACCGCCAUGACCAAGCUCGGCAGGGUUGGGGUGCUCACCGGCAACCAGGGUGAAAUUAGGAUUGAUUGCACAAGGCCUAAUUAAAUUUCUUUUUUUUUUUUUCAUACCAAAUUUAAUUUUUAUUGCAUGUUCAUAUUUGCAAAUAAGAAGUAGUCAUGUAUUUGGUGAAUUUGUUGGAGUGCCUUACUUUGCUGAGCUUGUAAUAAUGUGAAGAGUGAAGAAUGAAGAAUGUGAUUUUUUCGAGUUCUAACAAAA